AUGAUGGAACCAGUGCCACAUCAUGGCGGCGUCGCGGGCAUCUUUGUCGAGGAAAAAGACGGGAAUAUGCAACUUCAUGCAUCGAAAGCACCUGUUUCUUCAUCAACUACCAGUAGCAGUAGCCCCUGGCAAAAGCGAUCGUCGACAUACCUUCCCACAACGUCGUUCGCACCAGUGCCAUCGGCAUCGUCGUCUCGAAUCACGAACUCGGCGACGUCACUGCCUGUGUUCCGCCAUUGCUCGGCCCUUCCCGAGUACUUUUGGCGCGUCGUAGAUUACCGACAGAUGGACCUCGAAGCGACGUACUACCAAAUGGUUACGCUGUGCGUGUCCCCUACGAAAGUGUACAAGAGCGCGUAUUACCGAAAGCAGACCAAGAACCGAUGGGCCCGCGACGAUCCUGCGUUUGCCGUGAUCCAGGUGCUCUUCCUUGUCGUGGCAUCCUUGGCGUGGGCAGUUGCAUUUGAAAAAACGUCGUCUUUCGCAUUUCUCCUGCUAUGCGACGUCCUGGUCGAGUGGUUGCUCCUGGGUUUGCUCGCAUCGACGUUGACGUGGUGGUGUGCCAACGAAUUCCUGCGGCUCGGUCAACCAGCGUCCAGCAGCGCCCGGUCCCCCGCGACCGACACGUUCUUCGUCGCCCAAGCUGUCGAGUGGCAGUAUGCAUUUGACAUUCACUGCAACUCGUUUUUCAUCUUUUUCCUCGUCGUGCACGUCCUUCAGUUUUUAUUCUUGCCAUGGCUGCUGUCGCCAUCGCUCGUGUCACUCGUGGUCGCCAACACAAUCUACGCCGUCGGGUGCGGCAGCUACGUCUACAUUACCUUCCUUGGUUACAUGGCGCUUCCUUUCCUCCAUCACACGGAGCGCUUCCUGUACCCGAUUGUCGCGAUUGGAGGUCUGUACCUGUCGUCCGUCGUCCUCCAGCUCGUGUUUGGAGCUACGUUCAAUGUUGCGUUGAUGUCGGCCACGGCUCGUCGACGCCCAGGGAUGGACAACAUCUUCACGGGGGAAACGUCCGAGGAAGCGGCGGAGAAGCACAGUCUGCGCAUGGACUAUGCGGCCGUCCUGCAAGAACAGAUCCGCGAGCAAAACGAAAAGAAGGAGCGGCUCAAGCAGCAGAAGCGCGACGAGCAACGCCUCGAGCGCGAGGAAAUGGACCGUAUGCGAAACACCACCCACCACCCGGCAUCCAAACACAACAACCAGCAACGCCCCCUCGCCUCACCCGAGAAACCUGGAAACUCGCAGGCACCUCCGCAUCAAAGUCCGACCAAGCUUCCUGCCGCCGCGACCACGAUUCACGGCUCCCCUGCGACGUUUGUGCAGCCAUCACAGCACGACACGUCAUCAAGUCCUCCACCGAUGCUGUCAACGUGCAUGGGUCCUCUGUACACCCCGCCGCCCUCGAUAAAGCAGUGGCGGCCAUCGCUCGCUGCUGCGACCCCCGAGCUCGAUGCAAUUCAACGGUUGCGCCAAGAGCUCGAAGAUGCGAGGAAGAUGCGAUCGCUGGCGCAAAAGCAAAUGUAUCAAAAGCCAAACUUUCUGGUCCCUUCGACGCCAUCCGUUGCCGUGCCUGCUUUGAAAGGAAGCGCUUUUCUUGACGAGAUGACUUCGCCAUCGCCACGUGGGAAGCACGCCACAUUGAAAGAACACCUUCGCUGUCCACAGUCACGGCCGACGACACCCGCGCUGGAUGAGCACGUGCUCGGAUUUGGCGCCAACAACAACCAGCUGGAGAGCAGCAGUUCGUUCGUGGCCGUGACCAUCCCAGAGAAGAACGCGAAUGCAAGUGUCCGCAGCGGCGUGGCAUUGCAGGUCGAAAGCUGCUUUGUUCCACUGGAUUCGCACCAUGCUCCGGUCGCGCUGGCUUCGCACUGUCGCGGAGGAGGACUCGGCAAGAGCAAUGCUGCGUGCCCUGAACUCGACGGCGAUAAACCAAAGGGCGGAAAGAUGCAUUGCAACAAUCUGGAAGACUCCAUCGACGACAUUGACGCUAUCCUGCACGCGUUCCUCGCCAAGACGACGCGCUAA
Molecule: messenger RNA, 2028 nt
Organism: Aphanomyces invadans
Lineage: Eukaryota; Oomycota; Saprolegniomycetes; Saprolegniales; Verrucalvaceae
Exons: 13
Coding region: 1-2028 (675 amino acids)
Cellular component (GO): Golgi membrane
Source: RefSeq, a predicted model, not a curated record